AUGGCGGAUCGGACAGCUCCCAGCUGCCAGCUCCGGCUGGAGUGGGUGUACGGGUACCGGGGUCACCAGUGCCGCAACAACCUGUACUACACCGCCGGCAAGGAGGUGGUCUACUUUGUGGCUGGGGUCGGGGUGGUUUACAACACCCGCGAGCACAGCCAAAAAUUCUUCCUGGGACACAACGACGACAUUAUCAGCCUUGCCUUACAUCCAGAUAAAACUCUCGUUGCGACUGGCCAAGUUGGGAAGGAACCAUAUAUAUGUAUAUGGGAUUCCUAUAAUGUCCAAACUGUGUCUAUUCUUAAAGAUGUCCACACACAUGGAGUUGCCUGCCUGACUUUCGACUCGGAUGGACAGCGUUUAGCCUCUGUGGGAUUGGAUGCCAAAAACACAGUCUGCAUUUGGGACUGGAGGAAAGGAAAACUUCUGGCCUCAGCUACCGGCCACUCUGACCGGAUUUUUGAUAUUUCCUGGGAUCCGUAUCAGCCAAACAGAGUGGUUAGCUGUGGAGUGAAACAUAUAAAGUUUUGGACGCUAUGUGGAAAUGCCCUGACUGCAAAAAGAGGAAUAUUUGGCAAAACUGGGGAUCUUCAGACCAUCCUUUGCCUUGCAUGUGCCAAAGAAGACAUCACCUACUCUGGUGCUUUAAAUGGCGACAUCUAUGUCUGGAAAGGGCUCAAUUUAGUCCGCACCAUUCAAGGGGCACAUAGUGCUGGAAUCUUCAGCAUGUAUGCUUGUGAAGAAGGCUUUGCUACUGGUGGGCGAGAUGGAUGUAUACGAUUAUGGGAUACUGAUUUCAAACCAAUAACCAAAAUUGAUCUCAGGGAGACAGAACAAGGAUAUAAAGGCCUCUCUAUCCGGAGUGUGUGCUGGAAAGCAGACCGCCUCCUAGCAGGGACCCAGGACAGCGAGAUAUUUGAAGUAAUCGUGCGAGAAAGGGACAAACCAAUGUUGAUCCUGCAGGGUCACUGUGAGGGGGAGCUCUGGGCUCUGGCCCUGCACCCCAAGAAGCCACUGGCCGUGACGGGCAGUGAUGACCGCUCUGUCAGGCUGUGGAGCCUGGCUGACCAUGCCUUGAUUGCCCGCUGUAACAUGGAGGAAGCAGUUCGCAGCGUUGCUUUCAGCCCUGAUGGAUCUCAGUUGGCCCUGGGCAUGAAGGACGGAUCUUUCAUUGUUCUCCGAGUCAGAGAUAUGACAGAAGUGGUUCAUAUCAAAGAUCGAAAAGAAGUCAUUCAUGAAAUGAAAUUUUCUCCAGAUGGUUCUUAUCUCGCAGUGGGAUCCAAUGAUGGCCCGGUAGACGUCUACGCUGUCGCCCAGAGGUAUAAGAAAAUUGGAGAAUGCAACAAGUCUCUCAGUUUCAUCACACACAUUGACUGGUCUUUGGAUAGUAAAUACUUGCAAACUAAUGAUGGUGCUGGAGAACGGCUGUUCUACAAAAUGCCAUCUGGGAAGUCUUUAACAAGUAAAGAAGAAAUCAAAGGGAUUCCCUGGGCCUCCUGGACAUGUGUGAAAGGCCCAGAAGUGAGUGGAAUUUGGCCAAAAUACACUGAUGUCACUGACAUCAACUCAGUGGAUGCAAAUUACAACAGUUCAGUGUUGGUGUCUGGAGAUGAUUUUGGACUGGUUAAAUUGUUUAAAUUUCCUUGUCUCAAAAAAGGAGCCAAAUUUAGAAAGUAUGUGGGCCAUUCUGCACAUGUUACAAACGUCCGCUGGUCUCAUGACUUUCAGUGGGUAUUAAGCACAGGAGGGGCUGACCACUCAGUUUUCCAGUGGAGAUUUAUUCCAGAAGGUGUCAGCAAUGGCCUCUUGGAAACUGCACCCCAGGACGGUGGCACUGAUUCCUACAGUGAAGAAUCUGAUUCGGAUUUAUCUGACGUGCCAGAGUUGGACUCUGAUAUUGAGCAAGAAACUCAAAUCAAUUAUGAUCGCCAGGUUUACAAAGAAGAUCUACCUCAGCUAAAGCAACAAAGUAAAGAGAAAAACCAUGCAGUGCCCUUCCUCAAACGAGAAAAGGCUCCCGAGGACAGCCUGAAACUCCAGUUCAUACACGGUUACAGAGGCUACGACUGUAGAAACAAUCUGUUCUACACACAAGCUGGAGAAGUGGUCUAUCACAUUGCUGCCGUUGCUGUCGUGUACAACAGGCAGCAGCACGCGCAGAGGCUGUACCUGGGGCACGACGAUGACAUUCUCAGCCUGACCAUUCAUCCAGUGAAGGACUACGUGGCCACUGGGCAGGUUGGAAGAGAUGCAGCUAUUCAUGUCUGGGACACGCAGACUCUAAAAUGUUUGUCACUGUUGAAAGGACAACAUCAGAGAGGAGUGUGUGCCCUCGAUUUCUCAGCUGAUGGAAAAUGUCUGGUGUCGGUUGGUUUAGACGAUUUUCACAGUAUUGUGUUUUGGGACUGGAAAAAGGGAGAAAAGAUAGCUACCACCAGAGGACAUAAAGAUAAGAUAUUUGUGGUAAAGUGUAAUCCACACCAUGUUGACAAACUGGUAACAGUUGGGAUCAAGCACAUCAGAUUCUGGCAACAAGCAGGUGGGGGCUUCACCUCUAAGAGAGGAAUUUUUGGAAGUGUUGGAAAAUUGGAAACAAUGAUGUGUGUUUCUUAUGGGCGAAUGGAAGAUCUGGUGUUCUCAGGAGCAGCUACUGGAGAUAUUUUUAUUUGGAAAGAUAUUCUCCUACUGAAGACAGUGAAAGCUCAUGACGGGCCUGUGUUUGCUAUGUAUGCAUUGGAUAAGGGUUUUGUAACAGGUGGAAAGGAUGGAAUUGUGGAGCUCUGGGAUGAUAUGUUUGAAAGAUGCUUGAAGACUUAUGCCAUUAAAAGAGCAGCCUUGUCAACUAGCUCAAAAGGCUUGCUUUUGGAAGAUAAUCCUUCAAUUCGUGCCAUCACUUUGGGACAUGGACAUAUCCUGGUGGGAACAAAAAAUGGAGAGAUCCUGGAAAUUGAUAAAAGUGGCCCAAUGACACUGCUUGUUCAGGGGCACAUGGAAGGAGAAGUGUGGGGCCUGGCAGCUCACCCCCUCCUGCCCAUCUGUGCAACAGUGAGCGAUGAUAAAACCCUCCGGAUCUGGGAAUUAUCCUCCCAGCACCGUAUGCUGGCAGUGAGGAAACUCAAAAAAGGUGGAAGAUGCUGUGCCUUCUCCCCAGAUGGGAAAGCCUUAGCAGUUGGCUUGAAUGAUGGGAGUUUCCUGGUUGUAAAUGCUGACACUGUCGAAGACAUGGUCUCCUUCCAUCACAGAAAAGAAAUGAUCUCUGAUAUUAAGUUUUCAAAAGAUACAGGAAAAUACCUUGCCGUGGCAUCCCAUGAUAACUUUGUGGAUAUUUACAACGUCCUGACAAGCAAAAGGGUUGGCAUCUGUAAAGGUGCUUCUAGUUAUAUUACACACAUUGACUGGGACUCUAGAGGAAAAUUACUGCAAGUUAAUUCAGGUGCCAAAGAACAACUCUUCUUUGAAGCUCCAAGAGGCAAACGGCAUAUAAUAAGACCUUCCGAGAUUGAGAAGAUAGAGUGGGACACAUGGACCUGUGUGCUGGGGCCCACCUGUGAGGGCAUCUGGCCAGUGCACAGCGACGUGACUGAUGUAAAUGCUGCCAGCCUCACCAAAGACUGCUCCCUCUUAGCCACAGGAGAUGAUUUUGGUUUCAUUAAGCUUUUCUCAUAUCCUGUCAAGGGCCAGCAUGCGAGAUUUAAGAAGUAUGUGGGGCACAGCGCCCAUGUCACCAACGUAAGAUGGCUGCACAAUGACUCUGUGCUGCUCACCGUGGGCGGCGCUGACACGGCCCUGAUGAUCUGGACGCGGGAGUUUGUGGGGACCCAGGAGAGCAAGUUGGUGGACAGUGAGGAGUCGGACACCGAUGCAGAGGAGGAUGGAGGCUAUGACAGUGACGUCGCUAGAGAAAAGGCUAUUGAUUACACCACCAAGAUCUAUGCUGUGAGCAUCAGGGAAAUGGAAGGCACCAAACCGCACCAGCAAAUGAAAGAAGUUUCGGUGGAAGAAAGGCAGGGAAUUGUCAAGGGAUCCAGACCACCCGUUAGCAGAGCGGCUCCCCAGCCUGAGAAGCUCCAGAAGAACAACAUCACCAAAAAAAAGAAACUGGUUGAGGAGCUGGCUCUCGACCACGUGUUUGGCUACAGAGGCUUUGACUGUCGCAAUAACCUGCAUUACCUGAACGACGGUGCCGACAUCAUCUUCCAUACGGCCGCAGCCGGCAUCGUUCAGAACCUCUCCACAGGGAGCCAGAGCUUCUACCUGGAGCACACAGACGACAUCCUCUGCCUGACGGUGAACCAGCACCCCAAGUACAGGAACGUGGUGGCCACCAGCCAGAUAGGGACGACACCUUCCAUCCACGUGUGGGAUGCCAUGACCAAGCACACCGUGUCCAUGCUGCGGUGCUUCCACUCGAAGGGCGUCAACUAUGUCAACUUCAGUGCCACCGGGAAGCUGCUGGUGUCAGUGGGUGUGGACCCCGAGCACACCAUCACCGUCUGGCGCUGGCAGGAGGGUGCCAAGGUUGCCAGCCGAGGGGGCCACCUCGAACGCAUAUUCGUGGUGGAAUUUCGCCCUGACUCAGACACGCAGUUUGUGUCGGUUGGGGUCAAACACAUGAAGUUCUGGACCCUGGCAGGCAGCGCCCUGCUUUACAAGAAAGGGGUCAUCGGGUCUAUGGAGGCCGCCAAGAUGCAGACGAUGCUGUCCGUGGCCUUCGGUGCUAACAACCUCACUUUCACGGGUGCCAUCAAUGGUGACGUCUAUGUGUGGAAGGACCACUUCCUCGUCCGGCUGGUGGCCAAGGCUCACACAGGCCCCGUCUUCACCAUGUACACGACCCUUCGGGACGGGCUCAUCGUGACUGGCGGGAAAGAGCGGCCGACCAAAGAAGGAGGUGCUGUGAAACUGUGGGACCAGGAGAUGAAGCGCUGUCGGGCCUUCCAGCUGGAGACGGGGCAGCUAGUGGAGUGUGUGCGCUCCGUGUGCCGCGGCAAAGGAAAAAUUUUAGUGGGAACCAAGGAUGGAGAAAUCAUUGAAGUUGGUGAAAAAAACGCUGCUUCCAACAUCUUGAUUGAUGGACACAUGGAAGGGGAGAUCUGGGGCCUGGCCACACAUCCCUCCAAGGACAUCUUCAUCUCCGCCAGCAAUGACGGCACAGCCCGCAUCUGGGACCUGGCUGACAAGAAGCUGCUAAACAAGGUGAGCCUGGGCCACGCGGCCCAGUGUGCAGCCUACAGCCCGGACGGGGAGAUGGUGGCCAUUGGCAUGAAGAAUGGAGAGUUUGUUGUCUUGCUGGUGAACAGCCUGAAAGUUUGGGGGAAGAAGAGAGACCGGAAGUCUGCUCUUCAAGAUAUCAGAAUCAGCCCAGACAGCAGAUUCUUAGCCGUUGGUUCUUCUGAACACACAGUUGACUUCUAUGACCUCACUCAGGGCACAAGUUUGAACCGCAUCGGCUACUGCAAAGAUAUCCCCAGCUUCGUCAUUCAGAUGGAUUUUUCUGCAGAUGGCAAGUACAUCCAGGUGUCCACAGGAGCCUACAAGCGCCAGGUACAUGAAGUUCCUCUGGGGAAGCAGGUCACCGAAGCUGUGGUCAUUGAGAAGAUCACCUGGGCCUCCUGGACAAGGAAGCCUUGUCACACACCUCACACCUCUUCCUGUUGGAACAGCAUUCUGGGAGACGAAGUCAUCGGCAUCUGGCCGCGAAAUGCAGACAAGGCUGACGUCAACUGCGCCUGUGUGACCCACGCAGGGCUGAACAUCGUCACGGGAGACGACUUUGGGCUGGUGAAGCUCUUUGAUUUUCCAUGCACAGAGAAAUUUGCCAAACAUAAGCGUUACUUCGGUCACUCAGCUCAUGUGACGAACAUCCGUUUCUCUCAUGACGACAAGUAUGUAGUCAGCACUGGAGGAGACGACUGCAGUGUAUUUGUGUGGCGAUGCCUGUAA
Molecule: messenger RNA, 5943 nt
Organism: Budorcas taxicolor (takin)
Lineage: Eukaryota; Metazoa; Chordata; Mammalia; Artiodactyla; Bovidae
Gene: EML6
Product: EMAP like 6
Exons: 43
Coding region: 1-5943 (1980 amino acids)
Molecular function (GO): microtubule binding
Source: RefSeq, a predicted model, not a curated record